Messenger RNA from Colletotrichum gloeosporioides, 1539 nucleotides. RefSeq lists its product as uncharacterized. Lineage: Eukaryota; Fungi; Ascomycota; Sordariomycetes; Glomerellales; Glomerellaceae. Bases 1 to 1539 code for a protein of 512 amino acids. Gene Ontology annotation, biological process: positive regulation of transcription by RNA polymerase II. Gene Ontology annotation, molecular function: zinc ion binding; transcription cis-regulatory region binding; DNA-binding transcription factor activity, RNA polymerase II-specific. The record is from RefSeq and is a predicted model, not a curated record. The transcript is spliced from 2 exons. Gene Ontology annotation, cellular component: nucleus.
AUGGCAAGUAACGGAUCCCGGACCCGGGAUGGGUGCUAUCACUGCCGGCAAAGAAAGAAAAGAUGCGACAAGUACAAACCCGAGUGCGGCAAGUGUAAAAAAGACGGUGUUGCCUGCGUCUAUCCAAGCCUGGACCCGACCUCAGAGUUGAAGUUCACAGAACCUUGGAGCGGGCCAUGGCGAGGACAACACCCCAUCCUUCCUCUCAAGACGGCCGCCAAUAAUUCUUUCGUAAAUAUCGCGCGAGAUGAGCUUGCUUUCAUUUGCCAGCAGUACAUCGAGAAUCCGGUGCGGCGAAUAACCGCAGGUCGGCAAUGCCAGCAGCAGUCGGCUCCGUCGCUGAAUGAUUUGCCUCUCAAACCCAAUCCGUCAUGGCGACCCAUGUCGAACACGGAGUCGAAACUGGUACAGUAUUGCAAGUCACAUCACUUUGAAGUCAUCAGCAACAGCAAAGUCUACGUGGACACCGAAAGCAACAUCUUCAAGUCGUCUGUCAUGCCUAUCCUUCUCAGCAAUGACGGCCCGCUUCUAUCGACGGUCCUUGCUCUAAGCGCUGCCGAAUGGGAUCGCAGAGGCGCUCACGACGGAGUCGAUUAUGGCAACAGCGCCAUCCGAUACAAGGGGAGGGCUCUGAGCCAGCUCAGGUCCAGCAUCAUGGCGGAGACAAAUGCCGAGGAGAAUGUCUUGACGUGUGUGCUUCAGGCCUCGUUGGAGAUCUCGGCAGGUUCUGGGCCGGACUGGCUGCUCCAUCUCCGCGGUGCAUUGGCGAUCAUGGAAAACCAUCCUGGUUGUGUCAGCGCCAAUUGUGCAGCUUUAGCUCUGCAAUACUUCCGAUUCCGAUACAUCUUGAUGAAGACGACGGAAAACAGAGAGCCUGGCCGGAAUGAUGCAAAAACAAAUUGCUCCAAGUCAGAUCAGUGCGGCGAUGCAAUCGAGGCUCUCAACAGAAUCUCUCUGAGGCCGGAGAGCCGACAGACUGUCCACCCCCAGACUGGCUGCUCGACUGAGUUGGUUGAGCUGAUCGACCUCAUCAGUUUGACGGCGACCAACGAGCAGCAGUCAACAGCAACAUCUGAAGAUGGCCCUUCUUUGGAGAAACGCAUUCGGGAGUUGGAGUUCCACGCAACGGAGGAUUAUCUCUUGAAAAGCGCGGAAUGUUUCAGACUCGCCACGCUGAUAUACUUGCACCUCAAGGUGUACCACGCCCCGAUCCGGUUUCCGUCAAUGUCGACCUUGCUGCAGCCGUUGAUAGAUUGUCUCGCAGAGGUCAUCCGCGAAGAUCUGCCGCGGCGGUCAUUCCCGAUGUGGCCGCUGUUCAUCGCGGGAUGCGCCAGCUGCAUUGACGAGCAUCGCAAAGCUGUGCUCGACAUGCUGAAUCUUCUCGACGAUAAGUGGCCCAUCAGCAACAUAUCGACCGUCACUGAAGUCAUGGCGACGAUCUACAACUUCCGGGACCUCAACGACGGUUUGGCCGCAACUGUGCAACAUGACUGGCAGAAUAUCAUUGGCAAGUUCGGAUGGAAGCUGUCUCUGUCGUGA